This is a messenger RNA of Rhopalosiphum padi (bird cherry-oat aphid), 2391 nucleotides long. It is a transcript of the gene crc, whose product is annotated as activating transcription factor of chaperone. Gene Ontology annotation, biological process: regulation of transcription by RNA polymerase II. The transcript is spliced from 3 exons. Lineage: Eukaryota; Metazoa; Arthropoda; Insecta; Hemiptera; Aphididae. The record is from RefSeq and is a predicted model, not a curated record. Gene Ontology annotation, molecular function: RNA polymerase II transcription regulatory region sequence-specific DNA binding; DNA-binding transcription activator activity, RNA polymerase II-specific. Gene Ontology annotation, cellular component: nucleus. Bases 437 to 1366 code for a protein of 309 amino acids.
CAUCGAUAUUUCUACCACAAUACUACCACUACCACCAUUACCCGUUCUAUGUAUUAAUUUCCACCUCUACCUGUACGGCUGCUCACCUAUGUACGACCACCACCACCACGAGUCAUAACACGCUCCGACGCUCUGUUUUUUUUUGUUCACUACGUACGCCAACUGCUUUCACUUAUGACCCCGUAAACAAUUAGGAUUUAACAACUGCCGUUAACCUCUAUCGUCUGUGCCUUUUGCAUUUCGCUGGGAUAGCGUUUCAGUUCACACUCGACAGCGAUCUAUAUUCUACUACAACCGAGCCACAACACACCGCCGAGAUGAAGUGAUUUCGGAGUCCCCGUAGACACCGUUCAACCCGCACACGGCCGUGUGCCCAAACCCAACCAAACGAUCAUGUCCGCGACGGCGAGUGCCAAUAUGGCUUCCCUAUUCAAAGAUGGUGCCACCAUCAAGAGCAUAUCAACGCAAAUCAUCAACAGCAUACUUUUCACUUCGUUUAAUAAUAUACCCAAUCCAUUACAAAAUGUCAGGAAUGUCGCAAGUAGUACAACCAAGCUGCUCGUUGCUUUUAAGCAACGAGCCAACAACAGCUCUGUCUUCUAAAGCAAUAUGUAAUUUAAACGAUACAGAAUGGGAUAAAUUAACAAGGAGUGACAUGGCUGGAAAAUUAUUAGAAUACCUAGACAAAUUGUACGAUAAAAACGAUGAAUCUGAAACUAUCACAGAUUGGUUAAAUGAAGAAAAAUUUAUUGACCUUCCAAUAUUUGAUGAUUUCAUGACGAACACUUCUCCAAACAACAUUGAAAUGAAACCAAUGGAAUAUCAGAAAUUUGUCCCUUCCAAUAAAGCUAUUCAGUACCAACCAUAUCCAACCCAACAGUAUGCACCUAUGUAUUGCCAUGAAACAUCCAUUCAGCCAAAAUUCAACUAUGUUCCACCCGCUUCAUUGACACCACCAGAAAGUCCCAAAGACACUGAUGUCCUUAUGUCUAUGCUGGAUGAUAUGCAACCAGAAGAACUCAGUCAGUUGGUAGUUGAUGAAGAUACAUUGUCAGACUUCAUGUCAUCAGACGCCAGUAGCCAUACCGAUUCAUACAGUGAUAUAACAACUAAACGAGACAAACCAUAUUCCCCAAAGGCACCCAACGAAGAAAAGCGAUUACGUAAAAAAGAACAAAACAAAAAUGCAGCUACAAGGUAUAGAAUGAAGAAAAAAGCUGAAAUCAAGGAAUCUGUUGUUGAAGAGAAACAACUUUUGCAAAGAAAUGAUACACUCAAGGACGAAGCUAAAGAACUAGCCAGAGAAAUCAAGUAUUUGAAAUCGCUAUUGAGGGAUGUUUACAAAGCCAAAGGACUAUUGAAUUGAAAUACAUUUAAAAUUUUUGAUCUGAUUAUUUAACUUGUAUGGCGUAUAUUUGAUUAGUAGUUAAAAUAUAAUGUUAAAAAUUGUCAUUUAGGUUUGCUAGUGGGUGUUCUCGCAUUUGCAGUUUUUAUUUGUAUUUAAGUAUAAUUACAGUAUUAGAAUAUUUGGAAAAUCUACUUAUAACACCAGUACAGCCAUUAUCUCCUUGUAAAUAUAUUCUUAUUCUUUUCUACUAGUUUUAUUUUUAAAUAUUUUGUAUCCAUUAUUUGCUUGUUAGAACUAACCAAGACAAUUUGUAUCAUUUUCAAACAUACAUCUGAUCUUGUGAUAUAUUAAAGACAUACUAUUACUACUAAAGUGUUUGAACUGUUUAUAAUAUAAUAUUUUGAUAUUUUUCUAAACCAUAUCGGUGAAGCAUUUUUGACAUUUUAACAUAUUUGGUUUAGUCUAUUAUCAGAAAUCUCACAAGUUUUGUAUGCUUGAUUAUUACACUAAAACCCUUGGUUCAGUUUAAUAUUACACAUUUAUUUAGCAUUGUUAUUAUUAGACUAAGAAAAAAUAAUAAUACAUUAUGUAACCUAACCUAUUCUUCUUUUUUUUUAAUUCAAAAUCUUAUAUUAUUUUAGUGAUUGUAAUUUAUUUUUUGAUUUUUAGUUUUAGUUUUACUUUUAACUUACAUGUGUGCUUUUUGAUAAGGUUGUUAUGAUAUUUGUCUAAGAGCCGUUCUUACAAUGUCCAGUUAAGUGUCUGUUAAUGCUAAUCGACAAAAUUCUGCCGAUAACAAAAUCUGCUAACUACCGAUUAAGCGUUAAUAGACACUUAACCGGACAUUGUAAGGACAGUCCUAAAUGAUAUUGUUGUUUCAACUAAGGAAUAUAUAGUAAAAUUCAUUUAUUUCUCAUAAAAAAAAUGAACAAACUUUUUUGCAAUUGAAACUAGUAGGUGUUGGACAAUUUUUAUCUCAAUUUUUAUUUGUAGCAGGAUGACAACUGUAUUUUUAUUUUAUUUUAUUAAAAAAUAUACAUUAA